AUGGUCUCCACGCGACACCAUCCCCGCGAAUUCCCCUCACCCGAACGCGCCGCCAAAGAGCUCGUGAAAUCACCCACCACCACCGCCAAUUCGCGCAAAUGGACCCAUACACCUGCCGCUGCGGUGACAAUCUGGCUUCUUGUGUCUGUUCCCCUGGUGCUUUGGGAUGCUAGCUAUGUCUUGCUGCGACCGCAUAGUAUGCCCGGGGGUCGGUUCCACUCCCCGGUCUUCACCCCCUACGCGCUCUACGGAACGAUCGACUACAUUUACGGGUGGCCUGCGUUCAAGGCGCGCAAUGGAUUCACCGCCGCGCAAACGAUCCUGAACCUCUUCGAAACAGCCGGGUAUCUUUGGUAUCUCGCGGUUGUUUACGUGUAUGGCUCAACCGUUGUGAGCGGUCGCGGAUCCCCGCAGACCUCGAAGGGACUACUGUGGUUAUUGAAGGGAAACAAGGUAGUUGCUGGGCGCAUUGGUGCGAUCGCUCUUUUGGUCGCCUACACCGCAUCGGUCAUGACCCUCAGCAAGACUGUUCUCUAUUGCAAGUGGUCCAUCUCGUCCAGAUCGACUGGUCGGUUCUAA
Molecule: messenger RNA, 579 nt
Organism: Penicillium salamii
Lineage: Eukaryota; Fungi; Ascomycota; Eurotiomycetes; Eurotiales; Aspergillaceae
Source: the annotation of a GenBank genome assembly